UUAAUAGAUUCUCGGUAACUGCAAGAAUACUUUUAUAUGAAGAAAAACAACUCAACACAAUAUCGUCUGUGCAACACUCGGUAAAAUUCUCUAGCAACGUGUUCUUGUGAGUAUUACUUGUUUGGUUUAUUAAAUAUUAAAUAAAGUUUAUUAAAUUUGUUUUAAAUUAUUUAUUGAAUCGUUGACCUAAUCUUGAAAAGAUGGUUAAUACCAAAGGUUACAGACGUGGUACCAGAUAUCUUUUUGCAAGGAAGUUCAGGCAUCGUGGUACAGAACCACUUUCCACGUUCCUAAAAGUUUACAAGAGAGGCGAUAUUGUUGACAUCAAAGGGAAUGGAGCCUUUCAAAAGGGGAUGCCCUUCAAAUAUUAUCACGGCAAGACUGGCAGAGUCUUCAAUGUCACCCCUCACGCCGUGGGUGUCAUCGUGAACAAGCGUGUACGCAACCGCAUCAUCCCCAAGCGUAUCAAUAUCAGGGUGGAACACAUCAAACACUCAAAGUGUAGGCAAGAUUUCAAACAAAGAUUGGUUGAAAAUGAAGCAAAGAAGAAGGCUGCCAAGGAAUCUGGCGUCAAGGUCAACUUGAAGAGGCAACCAGUUAAGCCCCGUAAAGCUCAUUUUGUAAGCACGACAAAUAAUGAACCACAAUAUCUUGAACCGAUUCCAUAUGAAUUUAUUGCUUAAAGUAUUGUUAUUUUUAAAAUAAAAAAAUGCCUCUGUA
This is a messenger RNA of Parasteatoda tepidariorum (common house spider), 720 nucleotides long. It is a transcript of the gene RpL21, whose product is annotated as ribosomal protein L21. The record is from RefSeq and is a predicted model, not a curated record. Gene Ontology annotation, cellular component: ribosome. Gene Ontology annotation, biological process: translation. Gene Ontology annotation, molecular function: structural constituent of ribosome. NCBI's taxonomy places the organism in Eukaryota, Metazoa, Arthropoda, Arachnida, Araneae, Theridiidae.